AUGCAGCCAGGCCAACAAGAGACGGGCUUUUUGGGAACAUUUCAACCAAAGAGUCAAGGAAACACACAGAGUGUGAAUGCUUUAUCAAGGUUCACCUCCAUGUUUGAUCGUAAGAGUCGCUACGUUGUGCGAGUAAGCCCGACUCAAAAGGGUGCAACGUGGAGAGGAUAUGGCACUGGUCGAGCACGAUCAAAGCAGAAGCUUACAAAAUGGCAGGUGUUUAAUCUUGUACGUCGGCUUGCAGUGGUUGCUGCUGCAUUUCAGUACCUCUCUCUCUCUAUGCUUGCUACUCGAGGAACACUCGAGGUUCUUCUUUCCGUUCCUGCACCAAAACAAUCUUUUGGUGUUUUAAAGACGUCGCUCAUUGCAGGAUACUUAGGGGAUCAUUUGAUUCGAGAUAGCAAGUUGGUGCAGGAUAUUCUGGGUGGAGACACGAGGCCACGAGACCACAUUCUGUUUCUUGAAUCGGAUACACAAGUAUCAACUUCGAAGUGCACAGAAGUACCGCGUUUUAACCCGAACAUUUACAAUUAUGACUUUCUCACGCGUACGUAUGAAGAAAUUACGAAUGAUUCAAGCUAUAAUACGACAGUCUUGACAGAUCUUGAGCUUGUCGUCGUAGUUGUCGACUGUACCUCAACCCCACUGACGAGAGAUGAUCUUGCAAAUGUACGUCUCUUUAAUUUAGUACGAUCUCGCAAGGAUCCGACAGACAUUUUUCUAGUCGACAUGUUGCUUUCAAUGCAAGACUACGCCAUGCAGUCACACAAGAAAUUUGGACCAGCACUAGCUUUGCAGGUUUCGAUUAUUCAAGACAUGCAGCAAGCGAUUACCAAGACACUUUUCAUGAUGGCGCUAACGUAUCCAUAUCAACGCGCUCUCAAGCUCGAAGUUUACGACUUUAUUCGAAUUACACACGACAGUCAUACAGAAUUGCGUAGUGUUCCUCGGGACCCGACUACUGAUCCCAUUCGACACUUGAUCACGUCGCGAAAACGUGGAUUCUACAACCAUGACGUACAGUCAAACCUUCAUUCGGUGUACUCAAAGCUGGAUCUGUCGAACGGAAAAGCUGCACUCACGACGUGGGAGUACUACGGAGAGUCUCAAAUCGAUGAUGCAUGGGCUUGGGUCCACGGUAUCCACUUUUUCUUUGGUACUCAAACGUUGCUUUCGUUAGUUAUCGUGGCCAUUGUGUCGUACCAAAAGAUCAAAGUUGGCAAAAUCUGGAUUGGUGAUCCCUUUUCGUCCGUCUCGACUCUAGCAUUUGUCUCUCGAGGAUUUCUAGUCGUUAUUUCAUGGUACAUCAAUGCAUUCUGGACACUACGUGAGUACGCAUUGAUGAAUGCUGCAACACUAUCGCGCACUGAACCCAUACACGUACACGAAGAGCUUGUACACUGCGACGUUCUCGUCGUCUUUCUUGGUUUUGUGGCUUUUUUGAGUUGGUUGGCGCGCGAACGGAUUGAUCCUGCCGUUGCAAUUUUUUUGUUUGAACUUGUGCACGAUAAUCGUUUACGAAUCAUUGCAACGUUUCCAGCUGUGCUCAGUGAAGUAGUUUCGUACUCUAGCUGGAUGAAUCAACUUGGUGAUGUACCAAAGACAGCUGCUGUGGCUGCAAUGUCUCCAUUGUCUUUUUGGUGCACGAUACAAAUUCCACAAGUAGAUAUCAAAUUCCUUGCUGCCUCCUUUUCACCAAAAGUUGGUCUUUUGGUCUUGUUUGCCUGCUAUGCAGCAUUGCGUAAACUUUAUCGAAAGGUUUUUCCAGAGCGUGUUAUUGUGAAAUCGGGUCAAAGCGUCGCAAUGUCUGGAAAUGAUAAGUCGAAAGCUGCAGUGAAAGGACAUUUGACAAAUUUUGAGAUAUCAACUGGUGCAGAACUUCAGACACGCUUUGGGAUUAUUUCAGAUUACAAUAAUUACGUUUAUUUCAAAGGAAUGAAGUUUGCAUCAGCAGACGGUGUUUACUGCUCAGGUUACGUGAUUGUCAACAACAAAUUACUGGUGCGCUCGAAGCAGUUACUUGGAAUUAUCAUGAUGAAAAUUGUUCGCACACGUCUUACGAAUAUUUACGCGUAUGAAGUGGAUGGGAAUACAGUUAAGGAUACAGCAAGACUUGUAUUUCCAGAAACAUUUCAUGGUCGGAACUAUGGCGAUUGA
Plasmopara halstedii is the source of this 2157-nucleotide messenger RNA. RefSeq lists its product as hypothetical. Bases 1 to 2157 code for a protein of 718 amino acids. The transcript has a single exon. NCBI's taxonomy places the organism in Eukaryota, Oomycota, Peronosporomycetes, Peronosporales, Peronosporaceae. The record is from RefSeq and is a predicted model, not a curated record.